Molecule: messenger RNA, 679 nt
Organism: Rhagoletis zephyria (snowberry fruit fly)
Lineage: Eukaryota; Metazoa; Arthropoda; Insecta; Diptera; Tephritidae
Source: RefSeq, a predicted model, not a curated record
AUGUCAACACCAAACGGCGCCCUCAAUUCUCCAAACAACGACUGUUGUGACAGCAGAAGUAGUGACAAGCCUGCUAUUGAUUCGCUUAACUCGGAGAAAGUGGCCAUUCUCAGCUGUAGUGGUUCCCAGCACUCUCCCAAACUCAUUGACCGAAAAGUGCGUGAGUUAGAGGUCGAGACGCAAAUUUUGCCGUUGAACACUUCAGCUAAAGAGCUGCUCAAAGAACAAUACAAGGCAAUCAUUAUUGCUGGCGGCCCAGGUUCAGUGUUCGCCGAAGAUUCCCUGCCGUACGACAAGGAUAUUUUUACAAUUGGUAUUCCCGUUUUGGGCAUUGGCUACGGAUUCCAAAUGAUAAACAAUCACUUUGGCGGUUCGGUGGGGGAAUGCAAGGAAGAACACAAAGAUUCUGCCCAGUUGACCAUUACUGUAGACAGUCAGAAUCCUCUCUUCAGUAAUUUGGAUUCACAGCAGAAAGUUCUACAGGCUACUGGCGUUACCGUCUCAAAGGUAGCCGACGGCUUUGAAGUUGUAGGAAAAUCAGAAAACGUCAUUUUCGCUAUUGCAAAUGUGGAGAAGAAGCUGUACGGUGUACAGUUCUACCCAGAGAAUGACCUCUCCACAAACGGCAAAGAGAUGCUGAAGAACUUCCUAUUCAACGUGGCCUCUCUCUCGGGCAACU